AUGAAUUCCAACCCCACCAAAGCAACUGUCCAUAAUGAAGGCUGCGACCUGCAUUAUUGGUACCAGGGGAGGGGCCCUCUUAUGAUCUUUGUUCCUGGCGGAAAUGGACACGGGAGACAAUUCAACAACAUUAUGGCAGCUUUGUCAGACCGGUUUACAUGUGUUACUUUUGACCGGCGUCAGAUGUCAGCCAGUCAAGUCCCUGUCAACAAACGACUGAGUCCUCCACAACAAGCACGAGAUAUCCGAGCCGUCAUCAAAGCUGUUGGUUUCGACAAGGCUAUUAUCUUUGGGAGUAGUAGUGGUGGCAUUUUUGGAUUCCAGUUUGCCCAUGACUUUCCUGAAAUGGUCGUUCACUUCAUCUCGCAUGAAGCAGGAACUUCAAUCAUACUUCCUGAUGCUACACAGAUUACUGAGUGGAUGUACCACCUUGUAGAGCUCUGCGAGACGCAAGGCUUCGAGCAAGCUGCGGAGGAAUUUGAGACUUGUUUGAUUGGGUAUGACGCCGAAGGAAUUCCCAAGCCUCUGUCACCUGAGCCGGGAAAUGCAAAGAACUUCUGGGAGAACGAAUUUCCGCCACUGGUUGGUUACUGCCCCAACUUACUCCGUAUCAAGGAGAACAAUGUUAGCGUGGGCGUUAUGAGGAGCGUGCGGUGCAAAGAUGCAUUUUACUGCAGAACUGUUGAUGAACAGGCGAAGAUCUUGGACUGUCCUCGGAUGGUAGUGCCAGGUCACCAUGAAGGCUUCCAGUGCGAAACAGAAGCGUUUAUCCCUGCUCUUUUGGAGAUGUUGGAGAAGCUUGAGUCGGCACAAGUAGUUAAAUAG
This is a messenger RNA of Fusarium sp. VM40, 825 nucleotides long. The record is from the annotation of a GenBank genome assembly. NCBI's taxonomy places the organism in Eukaryota, Fungi, Ascomycota, Sordariomycetes, Hypocreales, Nectriaceae.